AUCGCCCCUCCGCAACCCAGGCCCGCAUACAAGGGCAGUAGGUCCGAGGAGAUAAUCCCCCGACCGAGCUUUCCCCGGCAAAGCGCCCAAUGCGGACUUCUGGCAGCACAGAUAUAACUGGAUUGCAGCAUACAAUCCUCCAACAAUUGUUGGGAUGAAGAUAUCAUUAUAGAUAUCUCGCACUUGGCAGUAUAUAAUUGGGCCUCUGACCAAUUAUGAGGGUAGAAUGUUCGAUGCUAUUCGCUCAAAAGAACAAGAGCUUUCACUUCAAGUCUGACUCGAGAGAUGACUUACUGGAGCGACACAUUUUGAUUAUUGGAUCAACGUCGUCCCUGGUUGUAUCAUCUUUGAUCCACCAAAUAGCGAACUACCUAUCUCCAUCCCGAGAUCUCUUUUUAUCCGGGGACACUCAAGGGGCGGACAGGGCUAUCCUGCCUUGCGGAUGGGUGACACCUGGUAACGUUCAGGUUGCCGCGUCGUCGCAGAUGAUGGUGUUGUUGUGUGUUGAGCACCAGUAUCCGCUGCCACUUCUAUCUGUAUUAUCGGAUAGAGCUUGCAUAUUGAGUCUUCAUUUUUGGCUCGGGAUACGGGUUAAAUGGCAAGAGACAUCCACAUCAUCGGAUCAAGGUAUCCGUCCUUUGGAAUAUCGCUUCCGACGAUGUAAACAACAGCAGCAUCAUCUUACCCACCCUCCGAGCUGUUAUUUUGUUUAAAGACGCUCAGGAGGGUGGAUAGGGCUGUUUCUUCUUACAGACGAGGUUGCUGCGUGGUGAGCAGAAACAUGAAUGUAUCA
Messenger RNA from Aspergillus heteromorphus CBS 117.55, 793 nucleotides. RefSeq lists its product as uncharacterized. The coding region runs from base 216 to 713 and encodes 165 amino acids. Lineage: Eukaryota; Fungi; Ascomycota; Eurotiomycetes; Eurotiales; Aspergillaceae. The record is from RefSeq and is a predicted model, not a curated record. The transcript has a single exon.